Molecule: messenger RNA, 5964 nt
Organism: Sitophilus oryzae (rice weevil)
Lineage: Eukaryota; Metazoa; Arthropoda; Insecta; Coleoptera; Curculionidae
Product: protein FAM122A
Exons: 5
Coding region: 181-1041 (286 amino acids)
Molecular function (GO): protein serine/threonine phosphatase inhibitor activity
Source: RefSeq, a predicted model, not a curated record
CGCUGUCGGUGUCUUUUAAUAUUGGAAUUCUGAUCAGAUUAAAAUUUAAUUUUUAGAUACUCUUUUUGAGUCGGAUUUUUAGGGAAUCCGUUGCAAGCGCUAAAUUAUUUUCUGACAUUAAAGGGAAAUGGAUUAAAUACCUAAAUAGAAGUCAAAUGGUGACAUGGAUUAGUGUUUCCAAUGUCGUCGUCCAACUCUGCUAUGGAUGUUGAUGGGGCCCCUGGGAAUGCCCCUGGCCCUUUAAAGAGAAGUUCUAGUGCUCCAAUGAUUAAUGAAGCAUCUAGUUCAGCUAUGACAUCUGCUAGUUCUAGUAAUUCAACAGCCAGUAAUCAACCAUCUUUCAACAAUUUAUUUGGCACAGUAAAUGCAACAAGAACUAGACGCUUCAGUGCAAGCUUUAGUCCAGUACCAGGCUCUCCAGUAUCGGGACCAAGAACACCAAGAAUAAAUCAGUUGAGACAAGAAGAGCAUGAAGUCGUAUCUAAUUCUCGUGAAUUGGCUCACGAAAAAGAAAUCCACAGUGCAAUGCAAAUUUCACAAUCAUGGGAGGAUCUUAGCUUGAUAGAAAAUUCAAAUGAAACCAAGAGCAAUCGAAUGGGGCCCAUUCAUGUAUCCUUACCAUCUAAUAGUUUUAUGUCUAAUUCUCCAUCGCCUACAAGGGGUUAUGGAUUUCAAAGUCCAACAAGAUCGAAACAAAUAUUUAUUAGACGUAGUGAAAGUCCUGUGCUUCGUCCAAGCCCACUAGGUGUAAAGCGAAAAAUUGAUGAUAAGGAUGUUGAUUUUCACACUAGUCCAAGAGCAAAAAGGGUAUAUAGUUAUUCAGCUAGUGAUAGCAGAGGUCUCCUUACAACCACAUCAAAUUCACUGCCAGGGUCUUUAAGUUCAGUUGGAACCCCAGAAAGCCUUUCCAGUGCAGACUCUCCCGGUUCUGGUUUUGCUUUCAGAAACGUCGAUAGUCCGUCUCCAACCCUCCAAGGUGGCCAAGGAGAACCUAUGAUUGUGGGCAAGAAUGACCAUGAUAUGACUGAGAGUCCUAGUUAAUAUGGUGCAAUACCGAGUUUAGAUUUUUAAUUAAAGGUGGCAUAAGAGCAAAGAAAAAUAAGUGGAAAAAUUUAAAAUAUAUUGUGGUAGGAAACUAGACCAUUCUUGGUGAGAUAUUUUGAAUAUAAUCAUAGAUAUAAUGAAACAUGCUUAUUAAAAAAUAUUCUUUCUAUGGGGUGAUUCACGGCGAUGGUACGUUAUCUGUUUAUGGAGAACCAGUGAUAUUAUUUUUUUUUGAAAAUUUGGAUUUUUACAUAAAAGCACCUGCUCGCGCAUGUUCGCGGCUCGUUUCCCGUUCGAAGUCGGUAUUUUUGGCCGCUUCAAAGAGUUCGCGCCCGUGAAACGUGAACGCUCUCCACAUUCACGACGUGCUGUGCAUAAAAUCUAUUUAGAGAUUACAUGUUUAUAGUGCGUGUCGCUGGUGUAAUUUUUUAGCUUUGUUUUUGGUUUUUUAUCUGACUGUGUGAUAAUAAUUUAGAAUUACAAUUUUUGGAACAGUACCAAAAAAAAAGAACCUGUCUUAUGGGAUGUCAUACAUAGAAAAUACAAAGAGAAAAAUAGAAUUAGCAGUUAUAUUAUUAUUUCAUCUUUUCUUCUGGAAGGCGUAAACACUACUGCGAACAAUCCGGCGUUUAACCAUAGUUUUUUUAUUGCAAAUAAUUAAUCUUCAUUCAAUUUUAUGACACCCGUAUUUUUUAUUUUACUUCAAUUUCAUCCCAUUUAAAAAAAAAUAAUCAAUAUUAAGAAUUUCAAAUUUACACUUUUGCAAUCUCUGACGUCACCUAUCAAAAGUGUCACGGUUUGCCACGAGGUACAAAGGUAAAUAAAAACCAUUUUUCUAAAUGUAUUUUAAAGUAGAUAUAAAAUUAAUUGUAAAAUAAAACUUAAGGAACUUACGUUAAAACGAUCUUCACGGCAAAAUAUCGUACUUUUGCUGACAUAUUGUUGUCUUGCCGCUUCAAACCAGGCUCUUCGACGGCUUUCAUCCAAAGGAACAGUUAUAAAAACUUUUUCUGGAGAGACUUCAGAGUUAUUUAGACAGCCCUUCACAAAACAAACUUUAACACUCUUCAUUACAAAAAUAAUAAAGAGGGUACAAUAAAACAAAAUUGAAAACUCAAAGUAUUUAACGCCAAACGCAAAAUCCACAAAAUACAAAUCUAACCUCGAACCCUCGAACAACUGGUAGUGUUUAGUGCUUCGAUAAAAAUGGCAGUAACCUGUUAAUUAUAAAAAUUUAAGUUUUAAUUUCUAGUAGUAAAAAAUAUAAGAGUAAAUUUAAUAUUGGGGUAAUAAAGAAUAAUCCUACAUAAAAACGUAUUUUUUAACGAUCAUAAUAAAAAUAGAAAAAUCUAACGUGAUUUUAAGAUAUAUUGUGUAAAUACUGUAGCAGAGAACUAGACAGGCCAUAAUAUUAUUCUUCAAAGGCUCGCGCCCUCUGUCAACUGUUCAGUCGAAUGCUGAUAGGUGACGUCACAAUUUUCUAUGCGUCAUUUCAAACCAGUGAAAUUUGUAUUGAAUUUGAUUUAUUAUUUAUUCCUUAAUUGUAACUUCGUUGCAUUUCUUUUUGUAUUGAGGGAGUACUUUUUAAUCACUUCAAUUGAAUUUUAUAUGAAAAAUAACAACAAUUUACUAUGGUUAAUCACCGCAUUGCGAGUGUGGGUGAGAAGUUCGGAUCCGCAAAAUUCAAGGCCAAUCACGGUUUUUCACGGCGCGAGUCUGGAGCCGGCAUAAAAUUGACAAAAACGUGAUUUUGAAUAAGCAUUGGUAAAGUCAUUUAUCGAAUAUUUUUAGAGUUGACAUUUGGGUUAUAAGUUAACUGAAGUCGAUAUAUUCGGUGUGCCUAAAUCAACCGAUUGGAUAUUACACAGGAAGAGUAAAAACAAAUUAUUUCCGUUUGUUACAGAAUUGACCAAAUAUUUGUUAUUUUAAAUACAACCCUAUGUAUAUAUUUUUUAAAAAUCAAAAGGCUAAUAAAAUUGCUUUUCAACGAUAUAUGUUCCUAUACCUAAAUAACCUACCAGGUUUUUAAGUAGAGCUAUUUAAAAAUUAAAAAACAUAAAAUUAAAUAAUAGUUAAUAAAGUUAAUUGAUACAUAUAAAGUUUGAAUAUUUGUCAUGGUAACAAUUCACUUUAAACGAAAAAAUUAUAAUAGAAUGAUUAUCUUUUUAAUCUUUUUAUUCAAAGUUUUUAAAUUGCUUUACUGAUUAAACUAGAAUUUUUAGGUAUAGGGACAUGAUAUAUUGUUGAACAGCAAUUUUAUUUGUGUUUUAAUUUUUUAAAUGAUAUACAUAGGCUUAAAUUUAAAAUAACAGUAAUUUGAGGGAUUUUAUAACAAACAGAUUUUUUUUGUUGAUCUCAUCCGUUGAUUUAGACAAGAUUUAGACAGAUCGAAUAUGUCGACUUUCCUUAACCUAUAAAAAAUAAUUCAGCUUUCAAUAUGCCGAAUUCAUGAUUUAAAUGGAUUUAACCAAACCAUGCUUUUAGCUCCAACCAUGCUUUUAGCUCGUCUUGCUUGCACUGUGUUAAGUUGUAGUACAAGACGGAACGCACUCAAUCCCACACACCCCGUUUUAAGCGCAGUUUUCUCUUCAGUCAAAAACCCAUGGAUUGUGAGAAAUUAGCUUUAUGUGCAGCAGCAGUUCUAAUCAUAAAAAAGAAAAAAAAAAGAGAAACCCUGAAAAAUGUGGUCCAAAUCAAAACACUGUAAGCUGCUUUUUUAUUUUUGUCUGAAUAUUCCUUGCUCUUACUUUUUCACAAACAUUCAUGUUUUUUAUAUAAAUCAAUAAAACCUGAGAGAAACUGUCGCAACAUCAGUCUCAGAUCAGUCAUAUUUCCAAAAUAAGAAGCGCAGCUAACAUGCAUAACACUAUAAACAAGACGGACAACGGGAUACCUCUCACACACCGCGUCUUGCAUUAUAACUUAAGCCUGUGCAAGCAAGACAAACGAAAAGCACGAGUGUCUGGGGCGGCAACACUCUAAUGCUGAAAAUAAUUUAGACAGAUGAAGCAGGCCUUUAUGUAAAAAUCCAUAUUUUCAAAAGAAUCCUAUUACCGGUUCUCCAUAAACGUCUAACGUGCCAUCGCCACAAAUCACCCUGUAUAUUGUGAAUCUCAGCUUAGUGUAUAUUAGAAAGUGUCUUUAAUCUGUCUUCUUUAAUUACAUUGAGACUAUAAUUAAUUGGAGAUUAUAUUCUAAUUAUUUUUUUUUAUUUUCGAUUUUUUACCUAGUGAAAUGUUUUAUUUUUCAAAUUUAUUAAUUAGUAAAAAAUUUCCAGUUUAUAAUAAUUUUUAACAUCAAUUUACGGAGCUGUCUUUAUUAAAUUUUGUAGAGACAGUUGUAUCACUAAUCGUUAUCAAGCUAAAACUGAAAAACACCAGUUUGUAGCAAUUUACAGAAAAGUAUGGGCAUGGUUAUGAUAUAUAGGUAUUUUUAAUGGCAUAUCUCAAUAUUCACAUACAUUUUUCGAAUAUUCAUUUCAAACUGUAAUUCUGUAUUUUGCACAUAUAUCUGAUAUUAAUGCAAUUAGAUACUAAUUUUAGAAUAGAGGAAAUAGUAGACUAGGUGAACAGAUAUUCAAAAUAAUAUAUUCUCUCAUUUGCACAAUUAUUUAUUAAGGUAUCUAAUAAAACUUACCUGUUCUGAAGACAGAUGUAAAGAUGAUCAAAAUCUAAAAUAUACCUUAACUUUUUUUUGUAGGUAGUGACAAUUAUUUUAUGAUGUAUAUGCUACAGCGAAAGUCGGAAAUCGUUGUUUAAUUUUUAAUAAUUAUUAGUUAAAGCUUACAUUCACUGAUUAAAUUACUAGUUUGCGAUAUUCUUAUUAGCCAUUCACUGAUUUGCUAACACUACGCCAGUAAAAGUUCAAUAACUAAUUUUGCAACAAACUCUUACUAGUGAAGCUUACUUCUUAUACUUAAUUAUGUUCGCUUUGCUAUUUGACUAGUUUCUAGCAGCUACCAGUAAGUGAUAUUGAUAAAGUGGCCGACUGAAAAUUUGACGUGGGACAUUCAAUUUUAAAAUAAAUAUAUUCAAAGCAACCAUAUUCAUAUUAAAAUUAAAACCAAAACAAGAGGAAAAGGUUAAAAAAAGCAAUCAAAACUCAUUUGUGCAACUUUAUGUUUAAUGAUAGCCUGUUACCCGGCAGCGGCUAGACGAUUGAAACUUUUUAAGGUUAGGUAUAAAAGCAAAUAUUUUAAUUUUGGUGUUUCUGUUUUAUUAUCGUUUCGUUGUAAUUUUAAGAUGAGUGGAUCGCCUUUAAUAUGGAGGUGAUUCAAUGUUCUUAAAACUUUUAUUUGUUCCAACUUUUCCACCAAUGCGCUCCCUAUUAUACAAUAGAAUACCUUUUAUUGACAGCUUUUAGUAAAUGAUAUAGUCAUGUCAUUAGGAAUUCCUAAAACUUAUAAGUUCACUGGUCCAGUGCAUAAUUAUUGUUAAUGUUUCCCAGUAGCCUUUAGCCUUGUUUAUACACGUUUGGCAAAGCUACUGUUAGCAAUAGGAGAUUCUCAAUGCGAUAAAAAAAGAUGGCACGGCUGCAGUCUACCCUGCAGUGUAACAAAGACAGAUAACUGUAUCAUAUACCUCUGUUUUCUCUUCCACUGAUUAGAAGAAGUGACACGAUGAGUGAGAAGAUUGCUUGAGGGGGCGGGGGCGGGACCACAAGCGUCUGCUUCGCGUCGGCGGUGAGUAGCAGAACAGGGUUGCCAGAUUUGUUAGAUAGUAAAUUUAUUUCUUCCCUAUUUGAUGAUCUUUUAUUUAUAAAUCAAAAGCUUUAUUAAAUAAAAUAAUUAGAAAAUUAUAUAAUAAAUUAUAAUAUUUAAGUACAAAAUUAGCAUUUCUAUGUGUUCCUAAAAUUGAACAUGCAAAUAAAGUACAAACAAAACAAAUAUAACAAGAAUUAAAAAUAGCUAGGUAUAAUAUG